AUGACCUUGUCAACGGAAGUCUUCUUUGGAAUCCCUGAGCUGGUCGCCCAGGUCUUGUCAUUCCUGGACCGACAAGACCUCUCGCGUCUGAUGCGCACUUCUCGCCACAUGUACACCACUACCGCACCCCUACUUUUCCACUACAUCGACCUGAGGGCCAUUCCUGAUCGUCGCCUAGCUUAUACCCGAAACGGACUCACAUCUCUCGCACGGAAUGCCCAUCUCGUCAAGGCCAUCCGCAUGGACGGAGAUUUCUUUGACCACUACUACGAGUGUCUUGCCACUGCCGCUGCCUCGGAACAACCACAAGACUUCACGACAAGAACAGGAACAGAAGCAGGAAUAGGACCACCAGCAACAGGCAUACAUACGUUUGUCGACAGGCGCUUUCCACUCGCUGCCACUGCUGUUACCUCCUUGGAGCUUGUCAAGUUCCCGAGGAUGAACAAUCUCUCUCGAUUCGAAUACAAUCUUCCUCCUCCAGGCGGGGACUGGGACGACGCCAAGAUUCGAUACACCGAUGAUGCACACUUGGUCCUCUCGAGGUUCUCGCUCAUGAUACCACCUGCCCAAACUCCCCAUCUCGUGAGCCUCACCCUGAAUGGCCCAUUGAUCAGGCAUCAGCGAGACCUUAAUUUAUUGACACAGACUGUCGCGGGAAUGACAGGCCUUCAGACGCUUAGGCUUGGUAUCGAUCAUGCAGAGCAUAUUAUGUACGACCUUGUUCCGCGGAUUUUCUUCAAACUGCCCUCGUCCAUUCAAGUCUUCAUGAUUAGAGUGAUGGAUGUGGGUGAUAGUUGGGAGUCGCGGCGAGAGGGCCGGGACGACACGACACCGACGGCGCAGGAAGCGUACCGCCGAGAUGGACCUUUUCUCAAGUUGAAGGAAUGGGACGUGUACGUGAACUAUCUCAUGGACAACCCCGAGCAUUACUUUCUGAUGCUGCCCUACUGCCCGGAGCUCGAGCUGGUGAUGGUCCCGCAGAUGUUAAACCAGGAUGACGAGGACACUUUGGCCCAGUUCAUUGUCCGUCAGUGUCCUAAGCUUCGACGACUCUCGCGCAUGGAUCUCGGAUUUUCCUUGUCAGACUACGACGAGGACGACGAGGAAGACGAGGACAUGUGGUCUGAAUACGGCAAGUGCGACGGAGUCAUGAUGAAGCUCACCAGCGAGGUCAUGCCCGAGGACACACUGGAGUCGUUUUAUUACGAGGGGUACUACGAGAACAGUGAUUUGCUUCCGCCUAGGCUGACGUCGAUGUUAUCCGCGCAGUUCCAGUCGUUGAGGGAGGUGCAUCUCAGGAGGACCCGCAAUAUGCAUGGGUACUCGAUCACACAACUCCUUCACUUUGCCCCGCUUCUGGAGUCACUCGUAAUUCAGGGCGGUGAGGAAGGAUGGGAUGAGGCACCCAGCUUUGGUGUCAGUUUGCAACAUUUGAGUGACGUUUCGUGGGCGUCGAGUAGGUUGCAGGAACUUCGAGUUGAGGUGGAUUUCGGCUACUUGUCAAGCAUGCUUAUGAAUUCCCGUCCGUAUUCUCUCGACAGCUUGAGUGUUGACAUAAUGGCGUUGAGUCUUGGUGGCUUGGUGGCGAACAUAGGCAAGCAGACGGACCUCCGCGUGUUGGAUCUGAGGGUUGCAAUUCCACGACAGAUUGAGUUUUGGAAUGGCCACAGUUGGACAUAUCGGGAUGAGGCUUUCCCGGGCCUCUUGUCGCUGGGCUACAGACCAGGCAACGGACAAGGACAUGGAGGGGGUCAUGGUGACCGUUUGAAAAGAGGCUACUUGGACAUGUUGGGUGGAUUGUCAAAGCUGGAGGAGCUUCGGGGCUCGGUCAACCUCAUCCCACGGGACGCGUAUGGCUACACUAUAGGACGGGAGGAGGCUGAGUGGAUGCAUGAGCAUUGGCCCAAAUUGAGAGUUGCCGAGUUUUAUCCGACCCAGGCAAAGGACACGUAUCCUGCGGCUGCUGAAUUUCUUUGGCUGCAGAAUCAAUUGCCUGGUCUGGUUUACACUGACGACCUUUCGGCUUAA
Messenger RNA from Linnemannia hyalina, 2031 nucleotides. The record is from the annotation of a GenBank genome assembly. Lineage: Eukaryota; Fungi; Mortierellomycota; Mortierellomycetes; Mortierellales; Mortierellaceae.